GCGGAGUAUGAGGAGUUUCGGGUAGGCGAAAAGAAAAACAAUGACUGCCACUUAGCUUUUGUCAACGUUACGACUCACAGUGACAGCUAGCAUCACAUGCGUAUCGGUCACAUAUGUUAAGGAAUUGUAAGAAAAAAGGAUAUACACGUAAGAACAAUCCAGCAUGGACCAUAUAACGAAGGAGCAUGGUAUCAAGUUUUCGAGUGUCUGAGCUACAAGUGUUACUGGGCUUUGCUGGGCACAACAAAAGUGGUCGUAAACAUGAGCUUCUCCUGAGGGCUUUGCAUUUGCUGAAGAACGGCUGCAGUCCAGCAGUGCAAAGCAAAAUCCAAGAGCUGUACCGCCGCCGCUACCCCAGGAUAAUAGACACUGGUGUCUCUGAUUUGGAUACCAUAAAAUCAUUGCUGUGCUCUGCAGAAGGAGGCCUUACUGUAGUGAACACAGACAUCUCCAUCGGCCAGAGUCAGGCCUGUGACUCAGACCUCAGCCUGUUGACUGGUGAAUCGGUUGUGUUGCACAACACCAAAACCAGCAUGAAUCUACAGCAACAGGCCCCUCUCAUUCCCCCGGUCCACCCGGAUGUGCAGAUGAAACCUCUGCCUUUCUACGAUGUGCUUGAUGUCCUGAUCAAGCCUUCAAGCCUAGGAGCAAGUGCUGUGCAGAGAUAUCACCAAGAAAAAUACUUUAUCUUUGCCUUGACGCCACAGCAAGUUCGAGAAGUGUGUAUAUCCAGGGACUUUCUACCAGGUGGCAGAAGGGACUACAUGGUUCAAAUUCAACUGAGGUUUUGCUUAUCAGAGACAAGUUGCCCUCAGGAGGAUAAUUACCCAAAUAGUCUCUGUAUAAAAGUCAAUGGGAAACUCUUUCCUUUACCAGGUUAUGCACCACCGCCCAAAAAUGGAGUUGAACAGAAGAGACCAGGAAGACCUCUAAAUAUUACCUCAUUGGUUCGACUAUCUUCUGCAGUACCGAAUCAAAUUUCGGUGACAUGGGCACCUGAAAUUGGAAAAACCUAUUCCAUGUCUGUGUACCUGGUGAGGCAGCUGACAUCACCACUGCUCCUGCAGAGACUGAGAAUGAAGGGCAUCAGGAACCCUGACCACUCCAGAGCACUAAUUAAAGAGAAGCUCACCGCAGAUCCAGACAGUGAGAUUGCGACAACAAGCCUUCGAGUCUCACUCAUGUGCCCGCUCGGUAAGAUGCGUCUGACAGUGCCAUGCCGGGCCGUGACCUGCUCUCACCUGCAGUGUUUUGACGCUGCCCUCUACCUGCAGAUGAAUGAAAAGAAACCCACCUGGAUCUGCCCUGUGUGUGACAAGAAAGCUGCAUAUGAGAGUCUCAUUAUCGACGGUUUAUUCAUGGAGAUUCUGAAUGACUGCUCGGAUGUUGAUGAAAUCAAGUUCCAAGAAGAUGGGACCUGGUGCCCCAUGAGACCAAAGAAAGAGGCCGUCAAGGUGCCCUCUCAGUCUUUUCCAAAAAUUGAGACCUCUACCCCUGUGCGCCAGUGUUCAGUGGUCCCUCAUUCUGCUGAGCCCAGCUCCACAAAGAAAGCUGAUGUGAUUGACUUGACCUUGGAAAGUUCAUCCUCAGAUGAUGAUGAUGAGGAGGAUGUGGACCCACCACUCAAGAAGCGCUGCCUUUACAUGUCUAAAAGUGAGGAGGUGCAUGGGAAGGGUGUGCUGAGCUACCAGCCUUCCACUGUGCGAGUGCCAAACGUCCAGACCCUGGACACACCAUAUUUGACCUCAACACUUGCCGACUAUGCAGUCCCUUUCCACCACUCCACCCUGGCCACCAUCCCCACAGACAUGCAGAGUCUGGAUUUGUUUUCCUUAAUUCAAGCAGAUCCUCAGCAUUACCGGGCACCCAUGUUCCUGGACAACCUGACCAGCAGUCUGCAGAGUGCAGCCGCUUCCAGCACCAGCUCCGCCCUGGUCUCCUCCUCCAGCAGCCACUAUGAAGCCAGUGCCCAUGCUGCUAGCUCCACCCACGAUACUCGGGUCAUCACAGGGAGUGGAGGAGGGGGUGGAGGGGGCGGCGCCGGCAGCAUAUCAGAUAUCAUUUCGCUAGACUGAGCCACAUCUGCCUGGACCUUAUCAGGCCUCAUCUUGUCCAAUAUCCGUUUUUAUUCCAGCGGAAUGUACAUGACCUUUUUAGAUUUGCAUAAAAGCAGUGAAAUGGUGGUACAUGCACUCUUUGAUGCCCUGAGCAUUUUUAGUAUCACAGAAAUGGUACCAAUGAGCCAUGGCAGUCAUUUUAGUUUUCAUCAUUGCUGUACACAACUUUUCCUCCAUAUUGGCUGAACUGACUGAAUGUUGGUUUGUUGGCAGCGGAAUACAGUAGUGCUAAGGAAAAUACCAUAAACUGCCCAGAUCAUCAUGUAAUCGCAAAUUCAUAUUGUGAAGAGAAUAGAAUGAAACAGAAGUUUUAAGAGAACUGAAAACACUGGUAUUUUGCUAUCUAUGACAAUCAAACAUUUGAAAAAACGAAGCAAUGUUCUGAGUUCUCUUAAUAUACCGUUUUUCAAAAUGUAUUGACACACUGCGAUUGAACUCCAUGAUAUGAUUUGAACAGUUAGUGGUGGUGUCAGUUCUGUUGGAUUCUUCGUCUGUCGAAACACUGGUGAUAGCAUAUUUUUACAGUAUUUCAUGGUCAGCUGAGCAGAUACGUUUGGUAAUGACAGAAGGAUAAAUAGCCACCAUGGCUUACUGAUAACAUUUUUUGCAGUUGCUUCUGAAAAUAAGCAGGGCAUUGAACAGCUCAUGUAAACCAAUUCUGGUGCUUUUCCAUAGAUCUGAGCGGUUUGACUUUAUGGUCUGUUUCGUCUGGAUGUUUUGCUUCAUCUGCAUUCGUAUAUGACAGAGGGAACGGAGCAAGGACAAAACUAAGUAGAGCCUGAACUCACUGCUCUCAGCAGAGCUGGCUGUCUCACUGCACGUCUAAGCUGGUGAAUGAAUAGUUGCAAAGAAGCAGCUCAUCAUGUGAGAAAUUGCUCGGACUCAUCAACAGACUGUUGACAAGGCUUAACUCUUCAUAUGUCUUGCAGGAGAAGGAACUUGUUUUUUUCCUCUCUCUUUAUACUGUAUCUUUGUUGGCUUUGACCAACUCUAACUUUGCCUUUCAGUUGGACAAACUGCAAAAUGGAAGGCAGGAAAAUAAUUCAAAAGUUUUCAUUGAUAACAGCUGUCAGUCAGUACCCUGAUGGUGUUCAUCAUAAGGCAGCUUUUUUGUUAUACUAAUGUAAGAAAAUACAUGCUCCUUUCUAAUGCAGGCACAGCAAUAAUAGUUUAUUUAACUAGUGUUAGGUUUAACAAAGUUGUAAUUGCAGUUAAAAUAGUCCAAUUUGCCAUUGUGUGUCCCAGAAUUGGUGCAUCCAAAAAAAAAAAAAAAAUCAUCUUUCAAUUUCAAUUCAUUGUACUGUCCAUUGUCAUAUAGAAUGCUGUAAGUCCCCAAGCUUAUAAUUAGUUUCAAAUUCGUUUCUUCUUUCUGUAUGUUAAAUUUAUUGGCUAUUAUAUAUUGCCAUCUACAAACAUUGUGAUCACAUUUUAGCACAGGAAUACGCUUAGGUUUUGGAAAGCAAACUGGCAAAGACACCAUGAAAUAAUGAAAAACAGCACUCUUCCUUGAUUUUAUGGAUUUCCUGUUUAAACAAAAUGUGGAGAGGGAUCGUUUAAAAGUGGAAGCCAACAGGAAAUCAGUUAGGGAGAGAAACGGUUUUAUUUGAUGGGACAGGUGCAGCGGCCAGACUGGUUCAAAACAUGUUCAGGUUUUAUCGAUUGACAUUGCGAUUUACGCCUUCAGAGGAGGCAUAAGCUCAGCCCUAAAGAUCUUCUUUUUUUCCCCCAGUAAUAUGCGAGUUCAUUUCAUGGUGUCUUUCACUCCUACUGUGGGCCAAGAUGAUGGGUAACUUCUAUGUCCAGUGUUAAUGUGCUAUGGUGCAUCGAGUUUUGAGAUCAUGCUGAGCAGGUAUUUACCACUUUACAAUGAAACAGCAUUUUGAGAGCAUCUUGCUUUUUAUUGUGACAUAUGUCCAGCAGAAACAGGAUAUGGGGCUGUACUGUUCACAAAUCUUAUGGAAAUUCAGUGGUCAUUUUUAUGUACACCUCCUGGUACACAAAGGUCACAAUUUUUUGUUUGUUUGUUUUCCUGGAAGUAAGAAUAAUGAUAUUUUGAUAUGAAAACUUUUUUUCAUUUUUUGGUAUAAAUUGUCAACAAGGUGUAUGGUAUGAUUGUUUGAUGGAGCUGAACAAUCUUUUUUUGGUUUCAGCAUAUUAGCAUGCACUGUAGAAUACAGAAACCAGACAAAGGCAGAACUGUUACCAAUCAUCCUUUUUCAGAGAGGCAAGUUAAUCAAAGAGUUUGUAUCUAAGUUGGUGUAAGCUUAAAUGAACCUUAAAGCACCUUAAUGCUGCCAAAACAACUGAACAAAUGACCCUGUCACUACCCCAUGUCUCAGCAGCUGCAAGCACAGCUGGGUGCAUCUGUUGUGGUUAUGUUAGAAUUACCCUUAAUACCUUAUAGACUUUAAAAUAUUUUAUCAAAAUAUCUUGUACAUUCUCAUUUGCCAUGUAAACGAAGACAGAAAAUUAAAAGUACUCAAUUUUAUUUGUUGUUAGAAUUAAGAUGGCACAGGAGGUCUGUUACAAAGUUGUAAUUUUUUUUCCUGUAUCUGUAACCUUUAUAGCAUUAUCAGUUUUGGUACCAUG
Messenger RNA from Myripristis murdjan (pinecone soldierfish), 4706 nucleotides. RefSeq names its product protein inhibitor of activated STAT, 2 (gene pias2). Bases 186 to 2075 code for a protein of 629 amino acids. The record is from RefSeq and is a predicted model, not a curated record. Gene Ontology annotation, cellular component: chromatin. The transcript has 15 exons. Gene Ontology annotation, molecular function: SUMO ligase activity; transcription coregulator activity; zinc ion binding. Gene Ontology annotation, biological process: protein sumoylation; regulation of transcription by RNA polymerase II. NCBI's taxonomy places the organism in Eukaryota, Metazoa, Chordata, Actinopteri, Holocentriformes, Holocentridae.